Molecule: messenger RNA, 5285 nt
Organism: Acromyrmex echinatior (Panamanian leafcutter ant)
Lineage: Eukaryota; Metazoa; Arthropoda; Insecta; Hymenoptera; Formicidae
Source: RefSeq, a predicted model, not a curated record
UAGAGUUUCGUCACGAGUUAUAUAAGUUCAAAAUAUAAAUUUAAUGAUUUUUCUUAUUUCUUCCUGCGGCCAUCGAACAUUUUUGAACCAAAGGACUAAUCCCGCCGACACCUGUGCCUCUUCCGGCCAGCUGGACAGAGGGCGCUCGACGGUUCCGCUGCGUGGAUUUAAAAGUAACCGUAAACCGCGUGUAUCACGACCUCGGAGAAUCUGCGAAUUGUAUGCGUUCGUAUGUACGUGCACAACAUAAAUAAAUAAAUCGAGUGAAACAUCAUAGAGAAUUGUCCUUCGCAUGGAUUUAAAAGUAACCGUAAAUCGCGUAUCAUAUAUCUAAGAGAGUCUGCGGAUUGUAAUGUUCGUAGAAUUCAUCAAACUAAGCGACCGUGAAAUCAUAAACACCGGCAGAUCUCAACGGCGGGACUGAGACUCGAGAUCAGGAUGUGCGAUUUGAUAGACCUGAACAGUUCGGACGUGAGGGGAGCAUUAGAACCGGCAAAGUUGGCGUCGCCGUUGAUCCCGGCGCCGAAGAAUAUCGAGUGUGACGAUGGAACGAACUUGGAAUUGGUGACGGAGAAGCGUGAGAGUGAUGGAAACAAUCCAUUCGAUCAAGUGUUGCACGAAACCGUCGAGUACGUCAAUAAGAAGGGUGAUCCCUUCGAGGUAAUGUUACAACGAGCCUUAAGAUCUAAAAGUUUGAGGAACGCACAAUCCGUGGACUUUACAGACGACUUUACACCGAGGAAAAAGAGAUAUUUUAAAACGAUGAACAAGACGUUUGGUAUGCUCGACGAGUCGUUCAAAAGCAGGUUUGGCUUGUUCAAUAGAGACAAGAAGGAAGCAAAGAUCAAGACAAGAAGCGUUGGUAUCGAUAUGAGAAACGCUGACAUUUGUGACAGCGAUACAGCAGAUAGUGUGUGUCUCUCUAAACAGGAACAUAAGAUAUCUAUUGUUGCUUCAGACUCACUUGAGUUGUCUAUCUUAAACCAGUCUGCAAUGAACGACACACUGCUGGAAGGAUUUCCUAAGUCCAAGGAGAGUGACAAGGUGUCACUUUUUCUAGAGAAAGAUAUGGCAUUUGAAGAAUCUGUCUUCCCUUCAAACGUCAAACAUUUAAAACUGUCAGAUACUCAGCGUUCGUUAUCACAAGGAAAAUCACCAACAGAAUUACUGUAUCAGAAUAGAAGAUCGCAAUCCGUAACAGAGGACAAGAGGAAAGUCUUGCAGAGUGACAAUAGCACUAUAUCAUCCUUCCUGGACAGAGGCUUCAUGGAGAGUAGAAGCGAGCAAUCUGUGUUAUCCAGUUUAUCAAAUAUCUCGUCUAUAACAAAAUUGACUUCUGCUUCACUAUCGUCGUCAAUACUGUCGAAUGAUCCUAUGAAUCAUGCUUUCUUGGAUAACAGCUCAUUGAAAAUGAGUCAGGAUAAGAUGAGUACAACUGAAAAUUCUAUGGAAAUGAAGCUGAAGCAGUAUGACUUAUCGGACUUGGCAGAAAGAUUUAACAAAUUGAAAUGCAUUAUGAAUAAUACAACCAAUAUCUCGAGCAUAACGGAGGAAGACUCAAAUUCCAUGAAAGAAGAAAAUAUCAAACGAAUUGCAAAUAAUAAAUUAAUAGAUGUCGAUGUAUUUGUUCCAGAACAAAAUAAAGAAUUUAACAGAAGCUCAUCUUCCACUUGUUCUUCGGACUCUGUAUUCACUAAUACAAGUAAAAUCGAUAAAUCGAUACUGAAAGAAGCCAAGGUACUUGCAAAGACUUUUGAGGAAUUGACAUCGAAAACUGAUUCUGGAUCUAUAGAAGAUGAUUUUAUUUCAAAUAAUACUCUGUGGAUGUCAGAAUUACUACCGGCAUUUGAGGAUGAACCUGUGGUAAAUGAUUUAAUUGAUUUACCUGUGUCGCCAGAAAGAAAUUUAAAAGACAUUAAAAACAGUGAUACAAAGCAAUCUCCUGCAAGUGUCGAUAGCGCGGAAGAGAAUAUAUUUAAAGAAAUGGAAUCACCAUUUACCAAUAGUUCUGUUGUAAAACAAAACAUAACUUCGUUAUUGUUGGAUCUUAGAAAAUUAGUUAAAGAAAGUAACCCGAAAGCUAAAAAAUUACUCGAUGAUCUUGAAAAUAUUUUGGAUAUUAAUUAUAAAAAUAAUACAGAAUUAUUAGUAACUUGUUUCAAUACGUCAAAUAAAUCACAAAGUUCUCUGAAAAUAUCUUCGGAAAGCAUCGAAAGAUUUAAUAAAUCAAGUACAGGUAAAAGUGAAGAAAAAGAAGAUAGUAAAAUAUUAUUUUCAGAAAAGCUUUGUAGUGAUGAAAAAUCGCUGCCAGACAUAAAUACAUUGAGAGAUACAUCACCAGAUAUUGUUAGCAUUGAGAAAUCAUUAAAUAUGUCUUUAUCCUGUAAAGAUAAUAGCGAAGAUUGUAUGAGUACAUCUAACUUAUCAGAACACAGUAAACAAAAAGUAAAGAAAAGUAAAGAAAAAGAUAAUCAAGUAGAUAAAAAGGUAGCGAUAGAACUGUUGAUAAAUCUUAAAAAAUUAUUGAGUGGUCAGGCUGAAAAAACCGCAUUAAAUAGCACUGAAAAUGAAAUGCAAGCAAAUUACAUUGAAAAGCAGAAUAUUCAACAGACUACACCUGUACGAAAUCGUCAAGAAUCUAGUCGUAAUGUGCAUUCGUCUACACUUUCGACAAAAAUGGUGCAUAGACGAAGCUUGGAGUCAAAAUCUAAAAAGAUAGAUAGAAGAAGUAUAUCCGCAAUUGAGUCAUCGCCCAAAAACACGCAAGUAUGCAGACGUAAGAAUACAUCUGAAUCUGAGAACCGUCAGAAACGUUUUUCAAGCGAUCCCGGAUUUAUUAACAAUUUAUCAAAUAAAAAACUUAUGCCAGAAGCGUAUAACUCAAGAAAGGCAGAAGUUGCAAAGUCUGAUAGCGGAAAAGAGAAAUCCAUUGCUAUAAGCGACGUUAAAAAUAAACUGAAAAAGAGAUCAGACGUAAUUAAUAAAAGAGGUCCUAUGAAAGCAGUGCAUCCUCUAGAUAAUAUACAGAAAAGAAGAGCAUCAUUUGGGAGACAGGCGCCAUCUUCUCAAAUCACUACGCCACCAAAAUCCGACAAAGCUAUUCCAUCGGAUAAUAAAAUAAUCAGCAGCACCCCAAAUUCGACGGAUAAUUAUUACAUGCCUAAGAAACCUUCAAAAUCCAAACCGAUAGCCUCGUCAACACCAGACGGCCAAAAUAGCAAGAGUGUACCGUUGAUAUCCGCUAAUAAAAAGCGUAACCUUUCCUGCGAUAUCUCGCCGGUGACUACGCAUGUAAACAUGUUGAACAGCGAUGAACAGAAGAAUAGUCCUAAAAGAAUGUCUAAGCUGCCAACGCCGAAGAAAUGUACAACACCUACGCGUCAGCAAACGGACGGUAUUCCGAGGUUCCUGACGCCACCGAGGCAUUAUUCGUUCAAUACAAAUAAUCUGCAAUCGCCGCAGCGCUUGAACAAGAGCUUAAUCAGUUUUCAGCGGUACUCCCCUGCGAAUGAGAAGAAUGUCGGAAAGACAAUACAGCAGAGUCCGCUGAAGGAAACUAAUAGAAUCACACCGAAAGUUAAACCAUUUAACUUGGUUUCCAAAAUUAAGCGACAUAGUAUCAGCAAUUUUGCCGAGAAGGAGAAUAAUUAUGUGCGAGAUUGAAGUGAAAAAAAGGAGCAAAUCGAAACGACCGCGCCGUUGUGAUAUUGAUAGUAUAUCGGAGCUUGCUUCAUUGAAAAAAUUGUCGUAAGACGUACGGUUUUUGUUUUAUACUCUUGUGAUAAUAUUUAUAUGUUUUAUAAUAAAAUGUGUGAUUCGACUGUUCGCGAGUCUUAAAGUAAUCUCAUUAGAGCGUUUUUGUACAAACAUUAUGUGUAUCCUCGAAUUUAUUUACGCAAUUUAUUUUCUUCUUACAUUAGGCCUUUAUUACACCUCUCUCAUAUGUUUGUGCAUACGCUAAUUAUUCAAUUGCUACAAGCUUAUUAUGAGACCUACAGUUUUAAUACCGGUUCCGAACGGCGGAUUUUUCGAGAGGUGUUUUUGUGGAUAUUCUCGGGAGAUUUUCGGCCUUUUCCGAGAGGAGACACGAGCAUAGAUAUUUUGAUUUCCUACUGGGAUCGAUCGAACCCGGGAUCUCUGGUAUGAUAGACCAACGUGCUGUCUGUCAUGCCACGCUCGCGCUCACACACUUUAUCAAAAUAAUUUAAAAUAAUAAAAAAAAAGAAGAAGAAAAAGAAGAAGUGAUGCGUACCUUUUUUUAACGGUCAUUUUCAUAAAGCAUUUUUAGAAUGCUUAAAGCUUUUUAGAAUGGAUAAAGCCUCUCAGACCGUAUAAUGUUUAUUUCGUUUUGAUAAAAAAGAAAAUAUGAUUUUAUAUUUUUGUCUAUAAGCUGGCGCGUAAAAAAUGUACAAGUUGCGCAUCACUGGUUUAAAACAAUGCAAUAAUGAAAUCCCAGGUUUAUGAAAAAAUUAAUGAGAUUCGACGAGGCGAAUUAUAUUAUUAAUUACUAAGGAUAUAACUCUGAUAAUUUUGAAAAUGUUCCAAUAACAUGCUUUAAAAAUUGAUUUCCCCUUCACUUCCUCCCAGCUAUGUACUUAAUGAUUUAUUGAUUGUAGCAUAAAAUCUAAUGUUCGGAUGCGUAGUGCCAAUUGAAAAUACUUGCUUAAUAUGAAAAACUGUUAUACGUUUUUGUACGCGGCAUUAAAAAAAAAAUGUUGACAUCCGUUCGCGUGGAAUCCGUGAUUAAAAUUUAAAAUUGAAAAGGUUGCGGCUGAUCCGUGUGAUUCGUUCCACGCAUGCGCUGCCCCCUCCCCACUUUUGUACGCACGCAUGCGUAUGCGCGCGCAGAAUCAUAUGAUCGCCUCGGUCCUCGCCGCCUUCGGUCGACGGCGACGCCGCGGAUUUCGGAAACGGCAGAUGCAGCAUUGUAUCCGAGGCUGAAUUUGUGGGCGUCACGUGCUUUCCCGAAAAUUUUCUUUUUUUUGAGAACUUGGGUGAGUUAAUAUCGAAAUUUGAAAUACUGAUACUCUUCUUUGACUUUCACAUUCUACUUUCAACGUAAUUCAAGUAGCUGCGCUGGAGAAUUGACGCUCUGGUGGAGAUCGCGAUCGAAUUCCGAUCAAUCUAAUCAUUAGUUAAUUUACUACAUAACGCGCAUUGUAAUCCGUUCAUGUUCAUUUCUGCUAAUGUAGUAUUAAUCUGGUUUAACUUAGUUUUUAGCUUUCUUCAACUCUCUAAGAAUAAGAAAAAAAUAAAGAGUAAAUUAAAUCGAGACUUACCCUAUA